Caenorhabditis angaria is the source of this 11124-nucleotide messenger RNA. Lineage: Eukaryota; Metazoa; Nematoda; Chromadorea; Rhabditida; Rhabditidae. The record is from the annotation of a GenBank genome assembly.
AUGAAUCCACCGGAAAUUUUAAAGUUUCAAAAAAGUUUGACUGUUCCUGAAGAGCUCGAAAAUGAAGAAGAUGAUGAAAGUGGAAAAGGAUCUUUUCGAAAAACAACUUCGAUUUCUUUUUCGAAUAGUGGUGAGUUUUGAGGAAAUUUGGCUAAUUUUCAGGAUAAUUUGGGCAGAUUUAGCAAAUACGCUCCAUUGAACACAUUGUGUUUUGAAGUUAUUUUCAAAAAAUUAAUUUGAUUUUGUAGAGCCAGUUUUCUGAAGAUUUAAAAAAAUGCCGAUUGAGCAAGUUUGCUCCUCUGAACAAACUGAUUCUCUAUUUAUUUUUCAAAAAGAUUGUUUUUGUUCCGUAGAGCAUAUUUGCUAUUUUUAUUCAAAGAUCUUUAAAUUUUUCCGGAAAUAAGUUUAUUUUUCGGAUGCCGGGAGGUGUUGUAAAUUUGGCUAAUUGUGUUUUGUUUUCGAGGGUCUUGCUUUAAAUUUUUCGAAAUUUUUUCAACUUCAAUUUUAAAAACCUCUAACUCAAAUUUCAAAACGCUAGCUUUUCUACUAAAUCCCCUUCAAUUACCGCAAUGGUCAGAUAGCGCAGUGGCAGCGCUUUUGCUUUUCACCCGCAUGACCCAGGUUCGAUGCCGCUCGCCUGCAAAAUCUUUUUCAUCUCUUUUUUUUCCAGCCGAAAUGACGCAUUUCCCAAAACUUUUUAAAGUUCAAUUGGCUGCAUAAAAAUGCAAUUAACCACACGAAUUUUCGAAUUUUUCCCAGUUUUCUGCCAUUUGGGUUUUCUCUAACAAUAUAUUAAAAAGUGCAACUUUUUCGAUUAUUUAUCGUAAAUAACAUCUAUUUUUAUGAAGCGUUCUGUCAGACAAAAAUUUUAAUUAAAAAUUUCUCGAUAAUUAUUAUCUAUAAAAAAAUGUUGAAUUUUUUUUUGGAACUACAAACUUUUGUUGAUUUUUUCGUGGGAUUUUUUAGUUAGGUAAAUAGAAAAAGUUAGGACUUCUUCCAUGUUUUUUGUUUUUUCUCAUCCCUCAAAAUAAAAAUUCGUACAUUUGUCUUCCAAUUCAAUAAUGUGUGGCUUCUUUGACUUUUUAAUUAAAUUUCAAAUUUGAUUUUCUGCUUUUUUGCUAGAAAACUUUUUUCCUUGCUUUGCAAUUUUUUGGUCUCAUUUCCCGCAAUUUUUCUGGUUGGGAAAACAAAAUCCCCAGGCACAAAUUCACAAUUUUUGAAUAUCUAUGCUAGCGAGAAAAAAAGUGGGGAGUUGUUGAAAAAACACGAAGAAAAAUGAAGUUUUUUGGGCUUCAGGAAAUUAUAUUUUUUAGAAUUUAGAUUGUUGUGAAAUUUGUUUUUUUGCUCGGAUUAUUGAAAUUUGAAAUUGAAAUGUGGUUUUUAGUUACGAAAUCUGAAUUUUGUUUCGCAGCUCUUGAAAUCCCAAAAUCAGAAAAUCCACGUGGCAAAAUUGAGCCAGCUGAAAAUUCUGAAAUUCAAAUUUUGCCACGUCAUAUUUCAGAUUUGAGCUAACUAAAUGUUGAUUUUGGAAUCUUGGUCGGAAGAAAUCAGAUCUCUGAAAAUCUUCCAUAAAAAAUGAAAUUGAAAUUGCCACGUCAUAGUUCACGAGAUUUUUUUUAAAACUCAAAAAAUUUAUAUUUUUUCUAGUUUGCACUGAUUUCAAGUUGCCACGUCAUAGCUAAUUUCAAAUUUUUCCAGACACAAUGCAAGCCCAAACAUCAGAAGAUCGUGGAAGUGGAAAUGGAGACUGUAAGUUUCAGCAAAAAAAUAUGUUAGGGUAAUUUUUAGCUGGGAAUUUGAGCCUCAAGAUUUAAAAAUGUUUUCAGAAAAUAAUUUCAGUUCAAAUUUGAAAAUCAAAGUUCCAGCUAGAUUUUUUUCAGUAAAUUAUUUCAGUUAGAUUUUAAAUUCAAAAUUUUCCAGAUCUUUUUCAGCCAAACUUCACAUUUCAAAUUUUUCCAGGCGACAUUGCGCGACUGCGCGAAAAACAAUUUCUCCUCUCCUGCGAACGUGGUGACAUCGGAAGUGUUCGAAAACUAUUGGCCAAUAUUUCCGGCGAAAAUUUCAAUUUGAACACGUUGGAUCCCUUGGGAAGGUUUGUUUACUUAUUGUUAUUUUUUUUUACUUAUUUUUCCUUGGAGCCAAAAAUUUACUCAAAAAAAAAAGAAGAAGCUGAAAGAUUUCCGGGGAUGAGGAAAGAAAAAUCUCAAAAUCUCAUAAAAAACCAAUAAACUUCAUCAUUGCGACUCUUCGAGAAAAGUUGACACAUUUUUCUUCGAAAAUUUUUUUGUGCUUUGAAAGUUGAGAUUUAUGAAUUAUUUAGGUGGGAGAUGAUAUAAAAAUAGCUGAUUUUUGCGUGAUUCAAAAAUUUUUAAAUUUUUAGAAAUCUAAUGAGAGAGGGAUUAAGAACUUUUCAAAUUUAUCAGGGGUUUGCAGUUCGGAGUACUGUAGUGUUUUCUCGUAGCUCUGGAUGCAAAAAAAUCUGGAAUUUUUGCAGUUUGGAUUACUGUAGUUCUGGAUUCAGAAGAACAUGAUUUUUGCAGUUUGAGAUACUGUAACUCUACUCUCAGAAGUUAUUUCUUAAUUUUAAAAAUUAUACUGUAGUUUCUGCUUUUGCAGUUUGGAAUACUGUAAUUCCACUUUAGGAUAUAACACAUUAAAGUACUGUAGUUUUUUUUUCAAACUUCUCAAUUCCCAGAAAAAUCUGAAAAAAAUUAUUUUUGCAGUUCUCGGUACUCUAGUUCUAGAACCAGAAAUCAAUUCAACAAAAUAAUAUUCUCAGCUUUUUCAGUUUCAGAGAAUUUUCAAACCCCGAACAUUUUCCCUGAAAAAUCUGGAAACCCAAUCUUCUCAAAUUCCUUUCAGAAAUGCACUUCUCAUCGCAAUUGAAAACGAGAAUAUCGAAAUGAUCGAAUUACUAUUGGACCAUAAUAUUGAGGUUUGAUUCUCUUCUUUUUUUUGCACUUUUUGAAUAAAUCUGAAAAAAAAAUGAAAUUUGCAGACAGGAGACGCGAUUUUGUAUGCAAUUGGUGAGGAAAACGUGGAGGCUGUGGAGAUAAUUGUGGAGCAUUUGGAAAAAAUGGACAAAUUUGAUGCGGAGGUUUGUUUGGGGAACUUAUCUGAAUUUUUAUUGUUUAACCCAAUCGGGAUUUUAUCAAAAAGGUAGAUUUAAAAUUUUUAUGAGGCCGAGGCUUAAACUUGAAAGUUUCUAUGCCUAAAAAAUUUUUAAAAUAAAAAAAGUGAGGCUAGCUGUCAAGUAGCCGCGCCGAAAAAACAUCAUUGUCUAGGACUCACAUCUAUAGAUACACUCUGGCAAGGAGCCUUGCCUUGAGAGCAUUUAAAUCAAGUAACCAAGUCUAGAGAUCCUAGAUCUUAAGUAGUCGUGCCUAGAGUUCAAUUUUGAAAAAAUAAAUUUUUGAAAAAAAACCGUAGAAUUUUUUUCAGAAAGAACAAUAUUUAUAAAAAAUGUUUCAACAAUUUCGCGUGACCCAAAUUUUUCCAAAAAUUCUUAUUUCAUUUUAAAAUAUUCAUUUCUCAUUAUUUUUUAUUAGCAAAGUUUAGAAUUUUGAAUAAUUUUUUCAAGUAAGUUGAGCAGAAAAAAAAUGGAAAAAAUAUUUUUCAAAAAAAAAUUCCCGAAUUUUUUAUACCAAUAAGGUUAUCUCAAAUCCCAAGAUAACUUUUUUUGGAAAAACUUUUAAAUUCAAAAAGUUAGGCCAACUCUUCUUCCUCCCUCCCCUCAACUUCCAAUAAUUUGCAGCGUCAAGGUGUCGAAAUAACCGAACACUCUGCUUUCACACCAGAUGUCACACCAAUAGUUCUAGCCGCUCACAAAGACAACUACGAAUGCAUCAAACUAUUCCUCGAUAAAAAAGGAAGUGUUCCACAUCCGCACGAUGUUCGUUGCUCAUGUCAAGAAUGUUAUGUGGCACGAGAAGAAGACUCUCUGCGAUUAUCUCGAUCUCGGAUAAACGCAUAUCGUGCUCUAACAUCACCCUCUUUGAUUUGUCUUUCAGCGAGGGAUCCGAUUUUAUAUGCUUUUGAAUUGAGUUGGGAAUUGAGGCGAUUGAGUUAUAUUGAGAAUGAAUUCAAGACUGAUUAUGAAGAAUUGUCGCAGAAAUGUCAGAAAUUUUGUGUUCAUAUGUUGGAUCAAGUUAGAGGUUCGAAAGAAUUGGAAAUUGUUUUGAAUCAUACAACAAAUGCGUGGCAUGAUGUGACGUCAGCAAAUACGGCAAAUACGGAACAAUUGGCUAGAUUGAAAUUGGCUAUACAACUUUCACAAAAACGGGUGAGCAAUUGAGGGUUAGGGUUAUGACGUGGCACAAAAAACUCUCAAAAGAACAAAGAAAAAUGAAAUAAUAGCAAGUGUGCUCCAUCGAACAAAGUGUGUUUCAUCAAAAAAUUCAAAAAAUUAAAAAUUUUAAUUUUUUUGUUCCAGGAGUUUUGUGUUUCUCAAAUCUCUUUAUAAAUUUAAAAAUAACAUUUGAAUUUUUCACCAGAACAUGUUUUGUUCACUGGAGCGAAUUUGCUAGUUUUAUCCGUUUUCACAUGAUUUCAGGAUUUAAAAAAAAAUGAAAAUUUGAAUUUUUCAUAAAAAUACUAGUUGUUCGCUGGAGCGAAUUUACUUUUUUCAAUCUAAUUUUAACGAUUUCUAUUCUUGAUACGAAGAUGAUACGAUUAACAAAUUAAAAAAAAUGAAAAUUUGAAUUUUUCAUAAAAACACCAGUUGUUCGCUGGAGCGUCCUUGCACCCUAUUUUUAAAAAAUAUUUUUCCACGAUAAAAAAUCUAAUUUUUGUUAAUUUCCAGUUCGUCGCUCAUCCAAAUUGUCAACAACUUCUUCUCGAUAUUUGGUACGAUGGCGUGGAAAACAUUCGAAACUGCAACUAUUUCUACAAAUUCAUAUUUUAUAUUUUCGGCAUGAUGAUGUUUCCGAUCCUCUCAUUGAUCUAUUUUUUUGCUCCACAUAGUCCAAUCGGAAGAUUUGCUCGAAAACCUUUUAUUAAAUUCUUGUCACAUACUGGUAGUUAUAUUUUCUUUCUUGGUGAGUUUUGGAAUCUGAAAGUGGUCCCAAAAAUUGCUCCAAAAUUUGCAGUUCUAUUAAUAAUGGCAUCUCAACGCGUUCAAGUAAUCGAUCAACUUUUCAACACUGGCGAAUUUCGAAAAGAAACUCGAGGUCCGCCUCCAACAAUUAUUGAAUGCGCUAUUUUAUUAUGGGUACUUGGUUUGAUAUGGGUUGAAAUCAAACAAUUAUGGGAAUCUGGUCUAUUCAAUUAUUGUCGAAAUUUAUGGAAUAUUUUGGAUUUCAUCACGAAUUCGCUAUAUUUGUGCACUUUUGCAUUGCGGGUUGUUAGCUAUUAUCAGGUUUGUUGAUUUCAAAAUUCCCUUUGAAAUUCAGAAUUUCAAAGCUUCAAUAUUCAAAAAUUCACAAAUUUUUUGUGAUUUCGAAAAUGCCUUCCUUGAUUCCUUCAAAUUUUAAUUUCAGGUCGAAAAAGAAUCAUUGAUACACAAAAAUGCUCGUCGAAUUGCUCGAGCCGAAUGGGAUUCUUUUGAUCCAACUCUGGUCGCCGAAUGUUUUUUCUCAACUGCCAACAUUUUUUCGUCGCUGAAACUUGUUCAUGUUUUUACUGUUAGUCCACAUCUUGGACCAUUGAAAAUCUCGUUGGGUGAGUUGAGACUUUUUUCAGAUUAAAAAAAAUAAUUUUUUGAACAAGGAAGUUCUUGUAGUUUCAAGUUAGAAACCUAAACUUUUGCAGUAAAAAUACGCCUUGAAAAAAUCCGCAAGCACCACUACCCACAAACACCUGCAAUAAUUCCCGGGAAAAUUCAAAAUGACGCCAAAAAAGAAAAUAUUUUUCGCAAAAAGAUACGGUAUGCAAAUGCACACAUUGCAUUUGGUUUGACGCGCAUUUAUUUUUUAUUUUUGGUUUUUUUGUACAGUUUUUGAUGAAAUCUGUUCGAGCGACAAAUUUCACUUCAAUUUAUUGAUUUUUAUUUUCAGGUGAUGGGCCUUCAACUCGGAAAGUUGGAAAUAUCGGAGGAUGUUGAAGAAAAGGUAAAAUUCACGGAAAGUCUGAUUGUUUUCUAAUUUUGUUUUUUUCCAGGGAUGGUUUGAUAUUCCUUAUAAACUUCGAAGUACUAUUAUCGAUUUGAUGGAUACGAAAUCAAAAUGUCGAUUCGCGAUUUGUUCAAAAAAAUGUGCAGAAGAAGUUGAAAUGAGUGGAAUUGAUAUCGAAUCAAUCAAAGUAUUCAAAUACCGGAGAAAUUCAUUGGCUAUUAAGAUUAUAUCAAAAGAUGUUGAGAAAGUACUCGAGUUUACUGACUCUUCAGCCGACCACAGUUCCACUCUUUUUCAUCUUUUCUUCCUCUUCUUCACUUAUCUUCUUCAUAUUUUCUACCGCUUGUUCGAUCUUCUUCUGAACCCUUUUCUCCACUCGCCUUCUUCAUCCGCCCACCUGGCUAACUGUCGGCCUAAAAAAGUUCGUGUGAUCUGCUCAGAUAUCAAUUUCAAUCGCAAUUUUUGGGAAAAAAAAGAAAUUGGAGAAGUUGAUGAUGUUAUUCUCAAAUAUUAUGAUUAUUUCAUCAAAAUUGGAAGUAAAAGUUUGAAAGAGUUAAAAAUCGAGGUGAGCUUGAGAUUUUGUUGAAAAUAUUCAAGUUAUUUUUCAGGACGGUGUAUCUUUUGAUGGAAAACGAAACAUCAAACAAUUGCAAAAUUUGGAAAUUCUUGAAUUGAAAAAGAGAGUCGAUUUUAGAUUUUGCGAUUUUCAACAACUUUGUAAAAUUGAAAAACGCGUUUAUUUGGAAAUCCCAAAAUUAUCAAUCGAUCAAGUAUUUCAAAUGGAAGCUGAAGAAAUUGAACUUAAAUCAGUGAAAUGGACAUUUCCGGAAGUCAACACUUUUUUGAAGCGCUGUAUUGAUGGAGAACUGAACAGAAACAUUCAAUAUUUACGGUUGAAUUUUAAUUGGUCUUUAGACAGCGAGAUUUUCGAGAACUUGAAUAAUGUUUCAGUAUAUCCGUAUGGGUAUGAUUUACUGAUUUCUUUCAAAACAAAAACAAAAUAAUUUCCAGAGAGAGUGAUGAAUAUGAAGAAUAUAAGUUUCAAUAUAAAAAUCAACCGAAUUCAUAUCUUACAGUCUGUUAUUAUGAUUUUGAAGGAGAACUUUCAAUUUUCACACAAAAAAAGUAAAUUCACAACUGGUUUUGAUAAUUUAGUAGGUUUCUGAAUUAUUAUUGUUCUUCUGCCUAUAUAUUUCUUUAAAUUAGAGUUUUUGAUUGUGUUGUUAAUAAAUCAUUUGUUAAUUGUUUCUCUGCGUCUCCGAUGUUCCUUCUCCAAAACUCCGAGUUUAUUGGCGGGAAGUUUGAAAAUUCUAGCGCACGUAUUUUGUUGCUGAACAAAAAUCCUCGAUUCGCUGUUUAAACGGACUUGAUUUAAUUUUCCAUGAAAAUCUCAAAAAAAAAAUUUUCAAUUUGAAUUUUCCUGAUCAACAUGAUAAAAAACCUUCCAAAAUCCAAAAAAAUGCUAAAUUUCAGGUCGAAUGGUAAUCGAUAUAGUGAAAUUUUUCAUGGUCUACGCUUUGGUUUUAUUCUCAUUUUCAUGUGGUCUCAAUCAACUUCUCUGGUAUUAUGCAUCACUUCGAGCCGAAGAAUGUCUAAAAUUCAAAUCAAAUAAUGAAGAUCAUAAAAAUCUAGAAGAAUCAUGCGCAGAUCAUUAUAAAUCGUGUGCGAGUUUAUAUCACACUGCUGAAACUCUAUUUUGGGCACUUUUUGGUUUGAUUGAUUUGACACAUUUUCGAUUGAAAGAACCGCAUAUUUUAUCCGAAUGGACUGGAAAAACAAUAUUUGGAUCUUAUUGUUGUUGUUCGAUUAUUGUUUUAUUGAAUAUGUUGAUUGCUAUGAUGAGUAAUUCAUAUCAAUAUAUUUCGGUAGGAUUUUUUUUUGAAGAAGCGGAAAAGAAAAAUGGCUUCUAGGUUUGAAAUAUCGAUUUUUGCUGAAAAACCAUCAGAAAUCACGAUUUUCAACCCAAAAUUCAGAAAUAAUCUAUAAUUUUAAGCAGUUCGGGGUACUGUAGAACUUUUGCAAUUUUAGAGAUACCGUAGUUUUGCAGUUCAUGAGACUACAGUAAUUCUUUGAGGUCACCUAUACCCCUCAACAGUGAAUUUUGAAGUACAGUACUUCUUGCAGUUUGAGCCAUAGUAUAUUUUAGAUAUUGAUUUGACUUGUGGAGUAGAGUACUGUAGAUCUGAUGUACCGAAAUUUGGGUUACUGUAGAUUCUGAUUCUGUAGGUCAAAAAUAUUUUAGAGAUCUUUUCGCUUUUCAAUAUCCUAAAUAUUUUAAAGACACGUAGAAAACUAGAAAUCGUUCAAAAAUCAUUAUUUGCAUGUUUUUUAUCAUCCUUCAAAUAGUGGAAGUACAUAAACAAAAGUGAAAAAUAUUGAGUUUAGCGAAAGUCAAAAAAAGAAAUUGCCUUUUUUGAAAUCGCUCAGCCGACGCGAAAUUUGGUGUUUGCACAAAUGUCCGUGAUUUGCCGCACAUGUGUGCAUUCUUAGCAUACCGUACCACCACUUUUUAUUUAUUUUUUGUUUUUUCAAACGAACAACACACAACUUUGAAAAAAGGUGCGCGUUCAAAUUUUGAAGAUUACGAACACACAUUUCUAGGUUUCUACGUGUCUUUAAGGUACAAUUUUUGUCCGCCAACUACUAAAAUUUCAAAAUUCCAAAUUUUUUCCCAAAACUCCCCCAAUUUUUCAGUCACAAGCCGACAUCGAAUGGAAAUUCGCAAGAAGUCGAUUAUUCCUCGAAUAUUUCGAUGAUUCUGCCACCCUUCCACCACCAUUCAAUAUAAUUCCAUCACCAAAAUCCAUCUAUUAUUGUUUUCGUUAUUUGUCUGAUCGUUUUUGUCCAUGCUCCGAAUUUAUUCAACACGGAAAACAGAAAAGCUUGAGGGUUUGUCUGGUUUUUUUUUUGAAAAAUAUCAUUGCUCAUAUUAAAACUUCCAGUGUUUUUUAUUUGAAACUCAGGCAUUGCUCAUGUUAAAAAUUUGUUUUUUCAGAAUCAAAAAAUACUUCGAGUUGUCAAUGAUCGAGAAAAUAAUUAUCGCGUAAGUCUCCAAAUUUUUCCAAUUUUGCUUCCUUCAGCUAAAAAUUUUAGAAAACUUUGAGAAAAAUCGCUAGAACUGAACAUAACUUCAUGGUAUUUAUUUAUAUUUUUUGAAACAGUAUUUUUUGUUGAAAAUAUCCGUAAAUCUAUGCAUGUUUUGCGGUGCUCGUGCACGACAUUUAGGGGAACUUUUUUUUCCAACAAAAAAAGUUCCCUUGAAAUUAGAUAGAGUAUGAUUCCUAUCAUAUGUAUAUGAUUGAUCACCUGAAAUUCAUUUUCAUUUUAGAACCGAGAAAAAAAUCUCGUUUUCCAGUUUGUGACUCGAAACCUGGUUCAAAGAUACAUCGCCCAAAUGCAACGUGUCAAACAGCAAAGUGAAGGAGUUUCGGAAGAUGAUGUGAAUGAAAUUAAGCAAGAUAUUAGUGCAUUCCGAUAUGAAUUGCUGGGCAUUUUGAGAACUGCUGGAUUUCAAACUGGACAUACUGAUAUUAAUCAGAAGACUUAUUGUAAGUUCGGAGGGCGGAGAAGGUUUUGGGGAAAGAGGAACAGGCCAUCUGAUUUCGAGGCAAAAAUCUUCUUCCGCUCUCGAUUCACCCUGUAAAAGGCUGUGUGAAAUUGAUGAAGAGUUAGGCUAAUUCAAAUUUUCAAAAGAGCUCCAAAUCAAAUCGAAAUCAGGUGGCUGGCUAUUCGUGGCUGUGUUUUUUUGGCUAAUUAAUUAAUUAACUUUGAAAAUAAAAAAUAAAUUAAAAUAUUUUGGCGACCAACAAUCUUCUCAACGAACAAAUCUUUCCUCCUCUGGUAGGUCCUUUCACAACUGCCUAAGCUUCUCCCACCUAUUUACUGUUUUUUUUUUCAGUUUUUUCUCUUUCUCUUUGGAAUUUAACUCCUAUUUUUCUCUGAAAACUCACAUGUCGCGCUUUAAAUAUCACUGUUUGGUUUUUUGGAGGGAAAAAUUGGAGGAGAGUUGCUUAUGACGUGGCAUAAAAAAUGUGUGGCCUAACAAUUUGGGUGGCCGAGAAAUGUUCGGCCCUGAUUUUCGAAACAUUAGAGCGAGUUUGUUGCCUUGGCCGAAUUCCCGACAUUUCGCGGCCACGGCCACAUAAUUUUCAUUUUUUCCACGUCAUAGCUUUCUCCUAGCAUUUCCUUUCAAAAAAUCAUAAUUUUUCAAAUUGCCUAUCCCUUUGCCACCGCGAUUCUUUUGCAGUGUCAUUUUCCCCAAAAUCCCUUAAAUUUUGUUUUCAGCGCGAAACAAGAAGAGAGCGGCGAUGGCUGAAAGACGUCUCAAAAGUGCAGGCCUAGUCGAUUUGCCGGUUCCCCAAAUGUUCAAACCGGGCGGCGCGCGAAAUAUGAGCAUCUCAUCGAAUCAUUCAAAUGGCAAACCCAAAACCUUCACACUAAACACACCCAAAUUGAGUUGGCAGAAUUUGAAGAAACGCGUGAAUUCGAGACGACGAAUGUCGAAGUCGAAAUCGAUUGAUGUGACGCAUUUGGAUGUGGCUAGUUUGCCAACGUGUUCUAGUAUACGGUACAUUUUUUUGAGAAUCUCAUAGAUUUUCUGGAUCAAUUUUUUUGCCACGUGGCAUUUUUUGAGUUCAAAAAUUUUAUGUAAUUUUCAAUAAUUUAAAAUCCACGUGGCAAAACUUCAGAUUUUACUGGUUUAAAAAAAAUAUUUACAUUGAAAACUACAAACUUUGGAGUUUUUAUAACCUAAUAUCGGCUCGAAAACUAGUCCGCGGCCUAGAAAUUCCCUAGGAACUAGUCCAUGGCCUAGAAAACCUCUCAAAAACUAGUCCGUGGCCUAAAAACCUCCCGAAAUCUAGUCCGCGACCUAGAAACCCCUCAAAAUCUGGUCCGCGGCCUAGAAAUACCUCAGAAACUAGUCCGUGGCCUAGAACCCCUCUCAAAAUCUAGUCCGCGGCCUAGAAAACAACUCACAUAUUUUUCUUCUUCCAGCCGCGCUCCUCUUCAAAAACAAACCAACGCAAGUUUUGAUAUUACAAGUGUUGAUAAUGAUACCGAUGAAUUGUUGUGA